Molecule: messenger RNA, 5467 nt
Organism: Pseudocercospora fijiensis CIRAD86
Lineage: Eukaryota; Fungi; Ascomycota; Dothideomycetes; Mycosphaerellales; Mycosphaerellaceae
Product: putative ABC transporter
Exons: 1
Coding region: 1-5148 (1715 amino acids)
Biological process (GO): transmembrane transport
Cellular component (GO): fungal-type vacuole membrane; fungal-type vacuole
Molecular function (GO): ATP hydrolysis activity; ABC-type peptide transporter activity; ATP binding
Source: RefSeq, a predicted model, not a curated record
AUGUUCGCGCGGUGCAAGGGCGCCAUCUGGGACAGCGACGACUUCUCAUCAUGUUUCCAGCACGAUUACCUGCAGACGCUGUUGCCGCUGAUAGCCUGUGCCAUCUCCGCACUGUUCCUUGCAUAUCACAUCCUACGAAGCGCGAGUCGAUCGAGAGCCGAGCACGAUGGCUACAAACAUAUACCUAAUGGAGUGCGGCACGAUUCGCCUCUACACGAUUCGCCCGACGGUAGCUUCACCGACAGCAGUAGCGACGAUGAGAUGCAUCGCAACCAAGAGCUGGCUCUGGCCAAGACGAGAACGAAUGCCUCGGUCUUGACAGUCGAUCGACCGAAAGGCGAAGUAUGGAUACCACUUGUGGAAGAGAUCACUGUACUGGCCGAGUUAGGCGUGCAAGUGGCGGCGUUGCUGGUGCGAGCCUGGGGACGAGACAGGACAUCUGCCAUUGCAGAAGUGGCGAUUUGGGCAUACAUUGCACUUCUCGCCUCACUGCGACUACUGUUUUCGAGCACGUCGAAACUCUCAUUCCCUCAGCUGUGGUAUCACACCGCAUUCCUGUAUUGCUCUCAAUGGCUUUUCACCGUCUUGCUGUUCCGCUCCGAAAUCAUACAUCCUCAGUCGAGGAUAUCGGAAGCAUUGAUGAGUACACACUUCUCUCUCACGACUCUGCUGUCAAUCAUCGCUCUCUCCUCGAGAAAAGGCAACCACGCUGUGGAGCUAGAAUACGAAGGCGAAAUAGAACCAUCCAAGGAGCCACUUGCCAGUGUCUUCUCGCUUGCCACUUUCGGCUGGGUCGAUUCGAUCGUGUGGAGAGGCUACAAAGCACCUCUGGAGAUGAAGGAUGUUUGGAACCUGAGGCCGAAGGAUAAGGCGGCCGAGAUUCUGGCCGACUAUCGACAAUUGAAGAAGACAUCGAUUCUGGCUUGGCAUUUACUUCGUUACUUUAGACGCCCUCUACUUGCGCAGGCUGGAUGGGCCGCGAUCUCGGGCAUUGUCACAUUUGUGCCGACAUUAUUGCUGAAAGUCAUCCUCCAAUAUGUUGAAGAUCCUUCACAAACGCCAAAGAAUGCUGCCUGGCUGUAUGUCAUCCUCCUAUUUGUAUCGGGUUGUGUCAACGCCUUAUCGAGCGGUCAAGCACUCUGGAUCGGGCGUAGGGUUUGUAUUCGGUUGCGUGCCAUCAUCAUUGGAGAAAUUUACGCCAAAGCUUUGCGGAGACGUGCGGCUGCUGCACCAGACAAGAUUCUUGGUCAAGGCGAAAAGAAGAAGGACGACGAUGAGCCAAAUCAAAGCGCACUCAAGAAGGCAUUAGGCUUCGGCAGAAAGAAGAACAAGAAAACUAUCGCCAACGGAGAACCCAUCGCUAAAAAGCCAUCACCUGGCGGCGAAGAGCAGGUCACUUCUGGUGCCAUCAUCAACCUGAUGGCAGUCGACUCUUUCAAAGUGGCCGAGAUCAGCGCUUAUCUGCAUUUUCUGUGGGCCGAGACCCCGGUUCAAUUUAUCCUGGCCAUCGCGCUUCUGUAUCUCUUCCUGGGAAAUAGUAGUAUUGUUGGCAUUGGCAUGAUGGCUCUGCUUCUCCCGGUCAACAUGUUCAUCGCAAAGCAGUUCACUUCCGUACAAAAGAAGAUCCUGGCUGCAACCGAUGCCAGAAUACACACUACAAACGAAGUCCUGACCAACGUCAGAAUUAUCAAGUACUUCGCAUGGGAGCAGCGGUUCCUGGCAAUAGUCGACGAGAAGCGGCAGGUAGAGCUUCGACACCUCAGAAAUCGGUACAUUGUUUGGGCCGCAGCAGCGACCAUCUGGUCCGGUGCUCCCGUGGUCAUCACCUUUCUAACUUUCAUGGUAUACACGCUUGUGGAGAAGAAAGACCUUAUUCCGUCCGUGGCCUUCACGGCGCUUUCGCUGUUUAGUCUUCUGCGAAUUCCGCUUGACCAACUGGCAGACAUGGUUGCACAUGUACAGGAGUCGAAGGUGUCCGUAGACCGUGUUGAGGAAUAUCUCAACGAGCCCGAGACAGACAAAUAUCAACAGCUACAGAACAACGAGUACGAUGAAGAUGGCGAGCCUCUUAUCGGAUUCAAGCAAGGUACCUUCAGCUGGGGCGGCAGAGAUGUUGAAGACUUCAAGAUGAUUAAUCUCGACCUGAAUUUCAAGGUUGGACAGCUGAACGUCGUCAUCGGCCCAACCGGCAGCGGCAAGACAUCACUUCUCAUGGCUCUCCUUGGUGAAAUGACACUUUUGAGCGGAUCGGUGUAUCUACCUGGUGGGCGAAGCAGGGAAGAAGUUAAGCGGGAUCCCGAAACUGGACUUACUGAGAGCGUCGCAUACUGCGCGCAGCAGGCCUGGCUGAUGAAUGGCACUAUCAAGGAGAACAUCGUGUUUGCAAGCAAAUUCGACGCGCGGCGGUACAAGAAUGUCAUCGUCGCUUGCUCUCUUCAACGCGACCUUGAAAUCUUGGAUGGGGGCGACCAAACACUGGUCGGCGAGAAAGGCGUCACGCUCUCCGGUGGGCAGAAACAACGAAUCAGUCUUGCCAGAGCACUUUACUGUGACGCACGUCACGUCAUUCUCGAUGAUGUUCUGAGCGCGGUCGAUUCGCAUACGGCCAAGUGGAUCUUCGAGAAGGCACUCACGGGGCCGCUUAUGUACAACCGUACGUGCAUUCUGGUCACGCACAAUGCAGUCCUCUGCUUGCCUCAAGCCGACUUUGCUGUGGUGCUUGAAAACGGCAAAACUGUGGCACAAGGCACUGCUCACGAUGUGAUUCAUUCUGGGACUCUUGCAGAAGACCCAUCGAAGUUUGAUAUGAGGCCUCGUUCUGCACCUGCUUCUAAACUGCCAUCGCGGGUUCCGUCCGAUGUUGGAAUCGAUGCUGAGGAGAUUGCUACGCCUCCAACUGCCAACGGACAUGCUCGAGAGCAUCGUCCAAGGCGUGAUACAGAGGCCAGCACACUUACCGGCGAUCCUCUGACUCAUGUAAUUUCAAAGGACAUCCCAGGUAUGAACAAGCCAGCUGAAGACAUUUUCAACGAAAAGAAAGCUACGGGAGCUGUCAAGCUCAGUAUCAUUUCUUCUUACCUCGGACAGAUGGGAGGCUGGAUUUACUGGAUUGUCGCAGCCUUGUCUUUUGGUCUUCAGCAGCUUUCGCAAGUCUCUACCACUGUCUGGAUCCAACAGUGGUCAAACUCAUAUACCAGGCAUGACUACCUUGCUAGCGGUUUAUCACGCAACCACACAUUUGCUGUCGCACACGUUCGAGGUGGCUCCUCGAAUUGCCUCCGCAGCGGAUCUUGUAUCUGGAACAUGCCAGUCUUGUCAGAUGCUGUCCAGGAUGUCAAAACAAUGAGGAUCACGAACGACGAUGUUGAUGUUGGCUACUAUCUCGGCGUUUAUGCUGUUCUUGGUCUGGUGUACAUGGGGAUUACUCUGCUUCGAGAGGCUGUCCUGUUCGGCGGGUCUCUGACCGCCUCAAGGAGAAUUCACAGGCAAUUGAUGGAGCGGGUCACUCAUGCCAAGUUCCGCUUCUUCGACUCCACUCCCUUGGGCCAGAUCAUGAACCGCUUCUCCAAGGAUGUCGAGGCUGUUGAUCAGGAGAUUGCCCCAGUUGCCGUGGGGGUCGUGCACUGUAUGUUCUCGAUCCUCACAAUUGUGGUCUUGAUCUCUGUGAUUACUCCUGGAUUCCUGAUUGCUGGCGUCUUCAUCACAAUUCUUUACUUCCUCAUUGGCCGACUGUACAUCGCCUCUUCUCGAGAUUUGAAGCGGCUUGAGUCUGUCCAGCGGAGCCCACUGUACCAGCAGUUCGGAGAAACCCUAUCGGGCAUGACCACGAUCCGCGCCUACGGUGACGAGCGACGCUUCAUUCGCGAAAAUCUACACCGCGUCAACACUCACUCGCGGCCGUUCAUCUAUCUAUGGGCGGCGAACAGGUGGUUGGCACUGCGUGUCGAUGUCGUUGGCGCUCUCGUGUCCUUCUUCACUGGUGUCUUUGUUAUCUUGAGUGUGGGCAGAGUCGAUGCAGGCGCUGCUGGACUGGCAAUGACGUAUGCUGUCACAUUCACAGAGAAUGUUCUGUGGUUCGUGAGACUCUAUGCGAGCAACGAGCAGAACAUGAAUGCCGUAGAGCGCGUCAAAGAAUACCUUGACGUGGACCAAGAGGCAGCGCCAAUCAUACCCGAGAACCGCCCCGAAGCUAACUGGCCAAGUAAAGGUUCUGUGGAGUUCAUUGGCUAUGGCACAAGGUACAGAAGUGAUUUCGACUUCGUCCUGAAGCACAUCACAUUCAAGAUCCUGCCAGGCGAGAAGGUCGGUGUCGUGGGAAGAACAGGCGCGGGCAAAAGUUCUCUGGCCUUGGCCCUUUUCCGAGCGCUCGAAGCUGAACAGGGCAAGAUCUUGAUCGACGAUGUUGAUAUCGGUCUUAUUGGUCUCCAAGAUCUUCGCGAGAAUAUUGUCAUGGUACCUCAAGAUCCAACGCUGUUCACCGGAACAGUCCGAAGCAAUCUCGACCCAUUUGGACUCUUCACUGACGAGGAGAUUUUCACUGUGCUGCGAGGCGUACAAUUGAUCGGUGCACCAUCAGCGUCCACAUCACAACCCGCAUCGCGACCUGAGACCCCAGUCGGCACGUCACGCAAGUCAACACCGAACUCCUCGCCGAACAAGCAGGCACUCACAAAGGUCACGGAAACGCCGCCAAGUCCAGCUACACCAACCAGCGCAUCGGCGCUUGAGAACAAGAACAUUUUCAAGAAUCUCAAUACACCUGUCGCAGAACACGGCUCGAACCUCUCCCAAGGCCAGCGACAACUCCUCUGUUUAGCUCGCGCCAUGCUCAAAAACCCUAAGGUCCUCCUCAUGGACGAAGCUACAGCUUCAAUCGACUACGCCACCGACUCUAAAAUCCAAGACACAAUCCGCGGGAUCCAGAACACCACCAUCACCAUCGCCCACCGGCUUCAGACGAUCAUCGACUACGACAAAGUCCUGGUGCUCGACAAGGGGGAAGUCAUGGAGUAUGGCGAUCCUUACGACCUCAUCACCAAAGAAGGCGGCAUUUUCCGAGGCAUGUGUGAAAUGACGGGAGACUUUGAAGUCUUAGAGAAAGAUGCGAAGAGCGCACAUGAUGGGAGGAAACUUGUUGACGAUGAGUAGAUGAUGAAGAGGAAGGCGGCCCCAGCAUGCAUAUCCUGCAUUUUUCCCCCUACUCUGCGUUGCAUUGCAAGGCGUUCCUGCACGUUCUACAUCAUCCUUGCUUCAAUAUUUCGGAUCGCUGCUGUAAAACAGCUCUCGGGCGGAAUGCAACAGGCAACUUAUGUAUACAUGGGCGUUUUUAUUCACGGGCGGCGAGCGUUGCUGUUGAUUGAUACCUUUUUACUGCUUCCGGGUGAGGGAAUAGUGGUUUUUCGUCGGUUGUACAUUUGUGUAGAUAGAGGGCAUAAAGAAUGUAAUCCAUGAGGAUUUCCCAGGCUUC